Molecule: messenger RNA, 1438 nt
Organism: Haliotis rufescens (red abalone)
Lineage: Eukaryota; Metazoa; Mollusca; Gastropoda; Lepetellida; Haliotidae
Exons: 3
Coding region: 666-983 (105 amino acids)
Source: RefSeq, a predicted model, not a curated record
UAAGACUAAGUGUAAAUAAUAAGUCUGACUUUUGGCAUCAGAAGACAAAUUGAAUCAGCCUCAAUUAUGAUGAUUAUUCAAUUUCUUUAAAUAUCCUGCUAUUAUUUAUAUAAAAUUAAUUGCCUCAAUAAGCAUUUAUGCUAUUUAUUUUAUGGAAAUAAAAGUCCACACCUUGCAAAAGCAUUGAGUAUUUUGCUCAGACCUAAGACUAAUGCCAGUGUUAGUGGUCAGUAUGGUGUGCUUACUGAUCAUGCAGAACGUCUCUCAGAAACAAGUGAACAUGCUGAAGUCGCAGGCAGGACUAAGUUUGUGCUCAACCGCUUACAAACAUUCAAAUGUGCCACAUUUUGCCACUUCCUGCUCGAUUUGUUGACUACCAUUCAAAGCUCAGCCUUCACCUGCAGAAUGAGAGAACAAUUCUUCCAAGUACCUCUGUCCAGAAUCUUGAAGUUUGUGUUCAGCCUGAGGGACAUUUGGACACAUUCCUGGAAAUGGCAGGGUGUCCUUCUAAAGAAGACUGAAGAUGAGCCUGAGAAGGAUUUAAACACCAUGCCACUGAAUGUCUGUCUGUACAGACAUCAAAUGUGCAGCCAGAAAGACAGCUGAGGGUCCGUCUGAUCGGUUCAGAGUUCUGCAAGGAGGCGCACACUGGAGUAAAAUUACUGAUGGCACUGCCAAAGCCGUGUCCUGCUUUACGAUCUCCCACCAGGACACAUGGCCUGACAGCUCAUCAGACCUUUCAUCAUAUUGGGAGGAUAAAGUCCAGUAUCUACCUGACUGGUUCAAGAGUCGACUGUCAAGAAAUUGAUGUAAUCUGUGUGCCACCACCCACCAGAGGAAGCUCUUCCAACAGCUGGUCAGCACAGAGUUUCAAGAUAAGAGCAACACAGGUCUCUCUGCAGUUCUCCUUCCCAGGGAGCCGUACAAGACAGUCUUCAAGGAUCUCCUUCAUCUCGAGGAAAUCAUGCUUGUUAUACCAGUAACUGCUGUAAGCUGUGAACGUGUGUUUUCUGGACAGAAGAGGAUUAAUUCAGAUUCCAGAUCCUCACUUGGUGUAGAUACCCUGGAGGACCCAGUCAGGUUGUCUGUGACAACCUGUGUUGAGGUGGAUGAGGUCUUGGACACGCCCUAGACAUCCUCUCUACAAGCAGGGGCCAGCAGAAGUUGAUAACUCUACUAUCAUGAUGUUGUGCAGUUACUCUAGUUCCUGUUGUUGUUCGGAAGAUGCAGUGUUUGAUCCAGACAAUUUGACUUAUUCAAAGUGUCUGGACUAGUGGGCUACUUUGGCUUUGAUACAGAAUUUCAUUUCAUCACUACUUAAUCUGAAAUAGUACCAAGUUGAUAUGAAUGUAUCAAUAAAAUUGUGUAUGUUCCCGCAAACGUUUGUGUUGUUUGGUGAAGUGUGACUUCAUUUCAUUUACAGAUUGUAAAGUUGGCU